Molecule: messenger RNA, 285 nt
Organism: Dovyalis caffra
Lineage: Eukaryota; Viridiplantae; Streptophyta; Magnoliopsida; Malpighiales; Salicaceae
Source: the annotation of a GenBank genome assembly
CGAGACAGAAGGGGAGGGCGAGAGUUAGGUAUGAUUUCAUUACUGUUAAAGUAUGAACGCCGCAACGUCAAUCCGCGAGACUAUAUGAAAUUGAACUAUGUACCGUUGAACGGUGCUCUCUUCAUCAAAACUGUCGAACUUCUAUUAAUGCUGGUGUAUAGUGAAGGACCAUCAUUAAUUUCCACAUUAACGGUUCAGCGUGUUCGGUAUGGACGGCUCUUGCAUUUGGUAGGGCAGGUCUGGGUCGGUGUCUUAAAUGGCAAAUAUCAGAAUAUUGUCGAGUGA